This is a messenger RNA of Penicillium atrosanguineum, 1014 nucleotides long. RefSeq lists its product as uncharacterized. Bases 1 to 1014 code for a protein of 337 amino acids. The record is from RefSeq and is a predicted model, not a curated record. Gene Ontology annotation, biological process: biosynthetic process. The transcript has a single exon. NCBI's taxonomy places the organism in Eukaryota, Fungi, Ascomycota, Eurotiomycetes, Eurotiales, Aspergillaceae. Gene Ontology annotation, molecular function: acyltransferase activity, transferring groups other than amino-acyl groups.
AUGGCAUCACAGUACGAUGGAACAGACAUUCAAUACUACGAGUUGAAAGAUUUCACCUUUCAGAAUGGCGCAACUCUUCCGUCGGUACGCCUGGCAUACAGAGAAUUAAACCCGACAGGCCAGAAAACAGCUUUGAUCCCAACUUGCUUCCAUGGAAGGAUCAACAAUACAUUGAACUUUACCAACGGAGUACUUCGCGAUCACCGAGUGAUUGUUGUUGCACUGCUUGGCAACGGUGAAUCUGCCAGUCCGUCCAACACACCGAAUUUCCCAUCUCACCUCGACUAUCGGGAUUGCGUCAGGGCCCAAUUUAAACUGGUCACAGAGCAUCUAAAAAUCAAUUCACUGGAUGUGAUGGUCGGAUUUUCAAUGGGGGGACAGGCCACUUACCAUUGGCUUGCUUUAUAUCCUCAAAUGAUCCAUAACGCGGUGAUUAUCUGCUCGGCCGCCAAAACCAGCCUGCACAACUACCAGUUCUUAGAGGGUCCCAAGCAUGCUCUUCUGAAUUCGGUUGAUUACAACAACAGCUCUUUUCAAUCUCAAGGCACCCUGCCAAUUCGAGGUUUGCACGCAUUUGGUCAGGCUUAUUCCGCCUGGCUGACCAGUGCCGAGUGGUUCGAGGAGCGCCUAUUUGAAAAAUUGGGCUACAAAACUUUGAAUGACUGGGCCACUGUUGUGGGGGAGAAAAGCUAUGAAAGUUGGCACCCAGAUGAUCUCCUCGUCAUGCUUGGAAUGUGGCAGCGAUCGGACCUUGGUGUCGUACUGGGAUCAGAUCGGUCUCUAUCCCUCGAAGAUGCACUUCGCACUUUGACAAGCAGAGUUCUCCUGAUGCCUUGCCAAACAGAUCAAUACUUCAAAUGGGAGGCGAAUGAGAAGGAGGUUUCGCAUCUACCCAAGGGAGAGCUAGCGGUGAUACCCUCAAUUUGGGGCCAUCUGGCGGGAGGAGGACCCAGUCAAACCGAUAACGAGUGGAUGGAUCGUAGGAUUGCCAAGUUUCUUCAUGACAGAAUUUGA